This is a messenger RNA of Leptidea sinapis, 476 nucleotides long. It is a transcript of the gene ATPsynE, whose product is annotated as ATP synthase subunit e, mitochondrial. The transcript is spliced from 3 exons. The coding region runs from base 137 to 388 and encodes 83 amino acids. Gene Ontology annotation, biological process: proton motive force-driven ATP synthesis. NCBI's taxonomy places the organism in Eukaryota, Metazoa, Arthropoda, Insecta, Lepidoptera, Pieridae. The record is from RefSeq and is a predicted model, not a curated record. Gene Ontology annotation, molecular function: proton transmembrane transporter activity.
AUUCUUUGAUAUAACCUCAAUCCCCCCCCUACUUACAAAAAUCCUGAAGGGAUUUAGCUUUUUUGCCGCAGUGCAAUUUUUUUGGAAAUAAAUUUCUAUUUUUGUGUCUCAACCGUAUUCACUAUUGUAUUAUACAAUGUCAGACUUACCCUACGGACCCCCAGUACGAGUAUCUCCCUUGAUCAAGUUCGGUCGCUGGUCAUUCUUAUCAGUUGGUAUUCUAUAUGGUGCCUUCCAUCAGAAUAGAUUGUCCAAAAAGGAGGCUGUAAUUAGGGAAAUUGAAGCGAAAGAGAAGGUUAUACGGGAUGCAAAGAUUAAAGAAGAAAAAGCCAGAGCAGCUGAAGCCGAAAUGAAGAAUCUAGAAGAAAUGAUGAACCAAAAGGUUUAGAUAAGUAAGAAUACAAAGGGAUUAACAGCCCAAAUCAAUAUUAUUUGUAAUUAUGUUGUAUUUAUCAAAUAGAGAUGAUUAAAAUCUA